ACAAACAUAUAUAUUUCUUCAUAUAUAGCUGUCAUCUGAUCUGAUCUGAUCUGCUGAAAACCUCUUGGAUCAUCAAGAAUGGCUCAUUAUCAUGUGAACCCAUCAUUUCUCCUGCUUUUCUUCAUCACUCUAUCGCCUGCAGUGAUCAACAUGGUUCAAACCGAGGCCAGAAACCUCCUGGAAAUAACCUUGCCUCAACUCCCUUUUCCUGAAAUCCCUACAAUAUUGCCUAAACCUGAAAUACCCGAAAUUCCAAAACCUGAGCUACCAACUUUGCCAAAGCCUGAAUUCCCAGAAAUUCCACAUCCGGAGCUUCCAUCCAUUCCAAAGCUGCCUGAAUUCCCUGAAAUCCCAAAACCUGAGCUGCCUGCAUUUCCCAAGCCAGAGCUGCCAACGAAGCCAUGAUUAAGUUCUUAAACGCUUGCCUGCUUAAGCGCAUAUAUAUAUAUAUAUGUUCUCCCGCAUUCUCUCAAUAUUUACACUUUAAUUUGUUCAUCAUACAUCCAUUACUAUAUAGUAUUUACAUGUUGUGUAUUCCCAUGCUCUCUCAGUUGUACUCUGUCUUUCAACUCAUAUUUGGUGCUCAACAAUUACCUUAAUGCAUCAUGCACGUGCUUUUGUACGUACUUUAAUUGUUGUUGUAUUUGUUUUAUUAACAUUAUUAAUUAUUCUGUUGUUAUUAAAA
Molecule: messenger RNA, 685 nt
Organism: Ipomoea triloba (trilobed morning glory)
Lineage: Eukaryota; Viridiplantae; Streptophyta; Magnoliopsida; Solanales; Convolvulaceae
Product: protein PELPK1-like
Exons: 1
Coding region: 79-405 (108 amino acids)
Source: RefSeq, a predicted model, not a curated record